UUGAAAAGAAAAAUCAGGUGUAAAAAGACAAAGAGAGACCUAAAAGGUUGAACGAGGAGAGAAGCUUAAAAAUGUUCAACCAUUACAUGUAAAUGUGCAGUUCCACAGUCAAAACUCCGACAUUCAUUCUCCAAUAGUAUCUCUCUCUCUCCAUCUAUAAAUACCCCUCUUCGGGUGCCAUCCUUUGCAUCAACCCACACUAUAGAAAACCUGUAGGAGCUAAUUGUAGCUACUUUGUCGUUUCAAUCCAAACACAUUGCUUUCUGAUUGGUUUUUGUGUUUUUCGUUUUCUGCUUGUCUUGUGCAUAAAAGAGAGAGAUAUUGAGAUAGAGAUUAAGUGACAGAGAUGGAGUUCCUUUAUCUAUCUAAAGCUUUUACCUUGACGGUCUUUGGUGUUUUUCUUUACUUGUUUCUGAGAGUAUUGAUUUCUUUCUGGAUUUCACCUUAUAAGGCGUAUUUGAAGCUUCAAAAGAAUGGAUUUGGAGGUCCAACCCCAAGUUUCCCUCUAGGAAAUAUAGAGGAGAUGAAAAAGAUCAGUAAAAUUUGUGCUGCUUCUGCUUCUUCUAAUGGAUCUUUAACUAUCUCCAAUGAUAUUCAUUCAACUGUUUUUCCUUACUUUGCCCAAUGGCAGGAGUCUCAUGGAAAGGUAUUCAUAUACUGGUUAGGUACAGAGCCAUUUUUAUAUAUAGCAGACCCAGAGUUCCUUAAAAGAAUGUCUAAUGGCGUGAUGGGGAAGAGCUGGGGAAAGCCCAAUGUGUUUAAACAUGACAGAAAACCAAUGUUCGGUGAUGGUUUGAUUAUGGUUGAAGGUGAUGACUGGGUUCGUCACCGUCAUAUUAUCACCCCUGCACUUUCUCCGGCCAACUUGAAGGCUAUGGCAAGCUUAAUGGUGGAGUCCACCACUAACAUGCUAGACAAGUGGGGAGACCUCAUAAAUUCUGGCUACGAAGAAAUUGACGUCGAGAGAGAAAUCAUUGCAACCGCUGGAGAAAUCAUCGCCAAGACAAGUUUUGGCAUAGGCUAUGAAAGUGGAAGACAAGUGUUUGAAAAAUUAAGGGCCAUGCAAAUAACUCUGUUCAAGACUAACCGUUAUGUAGGCGUGCCCUUUAGCAAGUUCCUGUGCCCCAAACAAACCCUAGAGGCCAAGAACCUUGGAAAAGAAAUAGAUGAUCUUCUUUUAUCGAUUAUAACGGAUCGUAAGAGAUCAAAUGGUGGGCAUAUCCAGAAGGACUUGUUAGGGUUAUUGCUGGCGGAGAAUCACGAGGACGGUAAGCUAGGGAAGACAUUAUCCACACGAGAACUGGUCGAUGAGUGCAAAACUUUCUUCUUUGGUGGACAUGAAACGACGGCAUUGGCAUUAACAUGGACAUUGCUGCUUUUGGCUGUACAUCCAGAGUGGCAAGUCCAGUUACGAGAGGAGAUUACAGAAGUUACUAAAGAUAAAGAACUCGAUUUCUCUGUUCUUGCUGGGCUUAAGAAGAUGGGUUGGGUAAUGAACGAAGUGUUGAGGCUGUACUCACCAGCACCUAAUGUACAAAGGCAAGCAAGAGAAGAUAUUAAAGUGAAUAACCUCACUAUUCCAGAAGGGACCAACAUGUGGAUUGAUGUUGUAGGAUUGCACCACGACCCUAAUCUAUGGGGUGAAGAUGUUAUGGAGUUUAAACCAGAGAGAUUCAAGGACGACUUGUAUGGUGGGUGCAAACACAAGAUGGGCUUUUUGCCAUUUGGGUUUGGAGGAAGAAUGUGCAUAGGUAGGAAUUUGUCAAUGAUGGAGUACAAGAUUGUCCUGACCUUGAUUCUCACUAGGUUUUCUUUCUCCCUUUCACCAACUUAUUAUCAUUCCCCUUCUAUUUUGCUCUCCUUACGACCCAGUUUUGGUUUGCCUCUUAUUGUUAAACCCCUGUAGGCUAUGUAGAUAGGAAUAAAAUUAACUUGAAAAAUGGUGGGAUGGAUCAUCAUGAGCCACAAAAACGGCUCCUCUUCUUUCGUUUCUGUUGUGUAAUAUGGAAAAUAAUGGAAAGUAUUUUCUUUUCUUCUUCUA
This is a messenger RNA of Ricinus communis (castor bean), 2041 nucleotides long. Its product is annotated as cytochrome P450 714C2. Lineage: Eukaryota; Viridiplantae; Streptophyta; Magnoliopsida; Malpighiales; Euphorbiaceae. The coding region runs from base 347 to 1906 and encodes 519 amino acids. The record is from RefSeq and is a predicted model, not a curated record. Gene Ontology annotation, molecular function: monooxygenase activity; heme binding; oxidoreductase activity, acting on paired donors, with incorporation or reduction of molecular oxygen. The transcript is spliced from 4 exons.